AUGAGUUUCAGCUCAGUGUGGAUGAAUACACUCAGACUUAAUCGAUGUCUCUUCAUGAAAAGUGUUUUCUCUCAACUGCUUCUCAUGCUUAGAGGCUAUAUCCAGGGCAAUAAUGCAGAUGAUGAGAACAAAAUCCUAGAGGACCUGAGUCCAGCCUCCGACACAUUUAGAGAUAACCGCCAGCUCGUCACCGAGAUGCGAGGCCAUAACUUUGAUGUCAUCCGUUUUGCAACAUAUAGAACUGCCUGCAAACUUCGCUUUGUCCAGAAGAAAACUAACUUGUAUCUUGUUGACAUAUGGAACAUCAUUGAGGCUUUCCGGGAGAAUGGCCUGAACACUCUGGAGCCGGAGUCUGAGCUGAAUGGGUCGCGGGUGGAGUCUGUGUUGUCCAGUAUAUUCUGUCACCUGAACAAACGUCUACCGUCCCCACAACAGGUGGACAAUGACCAAUGUAUACAGAUGUUACUUAGUUGGCUCAUCAAUGCUUACGACAGUGCUGGCCGAGGGCGAAUUCGAGUGUUUUGCCUGAAAGUAGCAUUGUCCCAUAUGUGUGCUGGAAAACUGAUGGACAAGCUGCGCUACAUAUUUACUCAGUUGUCGGACUCCAGUGGCUACCUAAACCGACAACGAUUUGAGGACUACCUACGAGACCUAUUAACACUCCCAACAGCUGUGUUUGAGGGACCAUCAUUUGGGUACAAUGAGAUGGCCUCCCGGGCCUGCUUCGAUGGUAGGUCGCCAGUGAAUGUGAAUGACUUUCUCAAUGUGAUGAUGUCAGAUCCAGGACCGCAAUGCCUCAUGUGGCUACCCAUACUUAACAGAAUGGCACAGGUGGAAAAUGUGUUUCAUCCAGUGCAGUGUGAGGGUUGUCACCGUGAGUCCUUUAUGGGAUUCCGUUACAAGUGUCAGCGUUGCUAUAACUACCAGUUGUGCCAAGACUGCUUCUGGAGGGGUCGAACCUCUGGAAACCAUAGUAAUGACCAUGAUAUGAAAGAGUACACAUCCUAUAAGUCAGCAGCUAAACAGAUAGGCCACAAUCUUAAGAAGUCUAUGAAAUGUGUGCCGACCAAGGCAAACCAGAAGAUUCCUCACUUUCCUGACACACCAGAGAAAACCAUGGAUCUUUCCUACAUCGUAAAGCUCCCUUUUGAGGAUGUUAUGCGCCUCCUGAAACCUCCUACGCCACAGCCGCCCAGGAAUGGGUUCCAUCAGGAACUACCACUGACCCAGUCAUCAGAGGUGUCGUCUGUCGACAGUGGCAUCAGUCCUCGCAGCCCCAGCAAAACCAACGUGGACACGACAAGAAUAGAUGACGAGCAUCGCCUCAUCGCCAGGUAUGCUGCGCGCCUGGCUGCUGAUGUUACCAACGCAGCAAGAAGUCCAACAGAACUCAGCUUCAGUUUGGAUGGCAGCAAGGCCCAGAGGGAGCUCAUCUCUCAACUUGAGGCCAAAAACAGGGAAAUUAUGCGAGAAAUCCAGAGACUGAGACUAGAACAAGAAGCCCAUGCCAAAAGUACCGCUGAUGCUCAAUAUAAUCCUACCCUACUGGCUGAGCUUCGUUUACUACGCCAACGCAAAGAUGAACUAGAAAAUCGCAUGCAGGCCCUCCAGGAAAGUCGAAAGGAGCUGAUGCUUCAACUAGAAGGUCUCAUGAAGUUACUCAAGAACCACCCUACCUCACCCAGAUCCACACCCAAUGAGAGCCCUCGAUCACAGACAGGCAGUCUCCCACCUGCCUCCUACUCCGGUCGGGUGAGUGCCCCCACCACCCCUGCCAUGGAGUCGUCCAUGCUGUCUGGGGUAGGUGGGGAUGUAAGGCAGGCCUUCAGUCAGCCCACAACUGUCACAAGUGUACGACAUCUCAGGAAUGACCUUCUUGUAGCUGCAGACUCCGUCACUAGCGCCAUGUCCUCCCUCGUCAAGGAGCUCAACUCAGAUACAAGUAUAAGUGAUGAUGAAGACGAUGGACAGAUCAGUGAAGCAGAAGCCAACUUGGUGGUGGCUGAUAGCUAUGUGAUGCGAACCCAAGAGGAGCUUGAUAACUGGCAACAAGAAGUGCUGCGAAGGCUGGACCAGGAGCAGGACUUCAUUUCACAGCUUCGCGCUCGCAGGGCCAAGAGUGCCAACAGCAGUCGCAACCAAAGUGACACAGAAAAUGACAAUUACAUUCCAGAGAAUUCGUUCCUAAACAGGACAGAUGAUGGAAGUGCCUUAGGUACUGAUGACGCAGAGUCAUACAUCCGCACUGACGAUGAAAGUUGCAUCCGAACAGAUGACGAGGAUGCUGAGCUCUAUGACAACCAUCCAAAGGAGUUACCUGGUCGAAUGACUUCUAGUACUUACACAACAGAUGAGGAGAGUUAUCUCCAGUCUGAUGCAGAUUCUUACAUCCGCACUGAUGAUGAGGAUGGAGGCAACACUGACUGGGAAGAGUCUAUGAAACGCUGGGUCAAUCGCUGA
This is a messenger RNA of Ylistrum balloti, 2460 nucleotides long. RefSeq names its product dystrobrevin beta-like. Lineage: Eukaryota; Metazoa; Mollusca; Bivalvia; Pectinida; Pectinidae. Gene Ontology annotation, molecular function: zinc ion binding. Gene Ontology annotation, cellular component: synapse; plasma membrane. The transcript has 19 exons. Bases 1 to 2460 code for a protein of 819 amino acids. The record is from RefSeq and is a predicted model, not a curated record. Gene Ontology annotation, biological process: synaptic signaling.